Messenger RNA from Phanerochaete carnosa HHB-10118-sp, 1434 nucleotides. RefSeq lists its product as uncharacterized. Bases 420 to 1220 code for a protein of 266 amino acids. The record is from RefSeq and is a predicted model, not a curated record. The transcript has a single exon. NCBI's taxonomy places the organism in Eukaryota, Fungi, Basidiomycota, Agaricomycetes, Polyporales, Phanerochaetaceae.
CCUCACUUGCCACUACGUCGCUGCGAGGGUUUGUAAAUACCCCCACCAUAUCUUGCGCUUACCGACUCGAGGAUACGAGACUCCUAGGCUGAACUAUGUGACUGGAGCCUGGUCCGGAAUUUUCUAGACCGAUCUUCGUCACAAUUUGGACCGCUUCGACCUGAGCCCUGCUGACUGUCGGCCAGCUUCAGGACUUCGGUCCAGCCUCUGUCAGCCCCGCUCCACGAGUUGCAUAAAGCUAUUGGUCUCGCUUCUCAAUUUUGUAUCACUUUCUGAUUCUCUUCGACUACUACCAGCAGCUGCGCUUGUCUCUGUCUCCGCCAACUUCUCUCGUUUCAUCUGGGUACCUUGUAGAACAAUACCUCAACCACCAAUCACUCGGUUCUACGUCUACGUUCAUUACACUGUACCAACACAAUAUGCCUGCUUCCACCCAACUCAUUGCCUGCUCUGCAUGUCGCAUGAUCCCUAACUCUACUCCGGUUGCUGGAGUCGAAAUCGCCCCGCUGACUAUACCCUCGGAGAAGCUCGGAGCGUAUGUUCGCUUGCCUCUCAGAGAGCUCACCUAUUCUCCUCCGCCAUCUCCAACGAAGAUGUCUUCUAUUCCUCGCUUCGAGUCUCCUGGCUUCUUGCACGGCACCCCUUCGCUACUCGACGAGACCCUGACAUCGUCGAUCUCGAGCCCGUCUAUCGCACACACCCCGAUGCCGUACGCCACCACUCGCGAUCCCCGCCAAGACACCGCGUCCUUUAUCGGCCUCGGAAUCUCGGGCCUUUUCAAGAAUGACGGCUCGGUCUUCGACGGCAUGGGCGUGCUCUCUAAGCGAAACGAGAGCUCGGAACUUGGCUUCUUCAUGGACGAGUCGAGCCAACGCUUCACUGGGGAGAGCGAUACGCAAGGCUACCCAGAACAACAAGAGGACGCCUGGCGUCAGCGCAUGUCUGCCACGGCAGAGCUCUUCAGUCAGCUCGGCAUCGACGACGCUGCGAGCACCCACUUCGGUGGGACGAGCUAUACGUCGUUCGCGGGCCUUUGGCUGCCGCCCGCGUCGCUCAGUUGCUCGAGCCCCAUCGAACGCGCGCAGGCCAAGGCAGCGCCGCUCAUGCCCUCGGAGCCCGAGACGGACGACGUGUUCUUCACGCGCAUCCCCACGCUCGGCUCGCCCUUUGUCCGCCAGGAUAUCUUCGACUGGAUGCAGGAAGUGCAGGGUCCGAAGUGAUACCUCGAGGGACGGUUGGCUUCUACGAUCUCGGACUGUGCGCCUUAUCAUCACCUGUACCAUAUCGCUGCCUGCCCUACUUGUGCCAAUCCAUCUCCAUAGCGCAAAAGGAGUGCAUGCGGCAGCUGCGCCAUACAUUAGUUGCUCUUGGCCCCGGCACGCUUGCGUCUGGCCUCAAAAUUAAGCUGUCUGCAUGCCUCUAUGCAUGUCCGCC